AUGGGGUUCCAGACUGCCAGUUUGGUGGUGCUGUGGCUGGCACUAGCUCUCUCAAGUGCCUUUACUAUAAAAUCAGGACGAAUACGCAAUCAUGGCCACUAUGUCUGUAGUACAUGGGGAAACCAUCACUUCAAGACAUUUGAUGGGGACUAUUACCAGUUUCCAGGAAAAUGUAGCUACAACUUAGCUUCAGACUGUCGGGACUCUUAUCAAGAAUUCUCAGUCCAUGUCCACCGGACAACUGACGAUAAUCACCCACUCGUAGAUAAAAUCACCAUCACUAUCAAAGAUGUCAUCAUUCAACUGAAAAGCAGUCAUGCGUUGGUGAAUGGAGCCAUUGCUAAGACACCAUACUACAGCUUUGGAAUCCUGCUUCAGAAAACUGAUACAUACUUUAAGAUGUAUACGAAGAUGGGUUUAACCCUUAUGUGGAACAAAGAAGAUGCAAUCAUGGUGGAGCUGGACCCAAAGUUUAACAACCAUACCUGCGGACUGUGUGGCGACUAUAAUGGCAUACCUUCUUAUAAUGAAUUCAUCGAUCGGGACAUAUAUUUUGGUCCUGUGCAGUUUGGAAAUAUGCAGAAAAUUAAUGACCCUAGCGUUGCCUGUACCGACGUAGAUGAGACUCAGCAAAAGGACACAUCCGAUUGUUCCCAAUAUCGCUCGGUGUGUGAAGAACACCUGUCACAUGCUGCAUUUUCUGGCUGCCCCGAUCUCCUUAAUGUGGAAGCUUAUAUUAAUGCCUGUGUGCUGGACAUGUGCUCCUGUGGGCAAUCCCAGGACUCCUUCUGCCUGUGUAGCACUAUCAGUGAAUAUUCUAGGCAGUGUUCCCAUGCUGGAGGUCGCCCAGGAAACUGGAGGACUGACCACUUCUGCCCAAAGCAAUGUCCUGCCAAUAUGAUUUAUCAAGAGAGUGCCUCCCCUUGCAAGAACUCCUGCUCCCACCUAGAGAUACACAGCCUGUGCGAGGAGCACUAUAUGGAUGGCUGCUUCUGUCCUGAAGGCACUGUACUGGAUGACCACACUGAUAAAGGCUGUGUUGCAGUGAGUGAAUGUCACUGUAAACACAGAGGGACUCUGUAUGCUCCAGGAGAAAUUAUUCUAAAUCAAGAACACUGCCGCUGCAUUUCAGGAAGAUGGAACUGCACAGACCGUGCUUGUCCUGGAUCUUGUUCCAUUGAAGGAGGAGCCCAUAUCAACACCUUCGAUGGGAAGUCUUAUACCUUCCAUGGUGAUUGCUACUAUGUGCUGUCUAAGGGUUAUGGAAAUGAAACACAUGUUAUCCUAGGGGAGAUGACUCCUUGCAGUUCAUUGGCAAGAGAAACCUGUCUCAAGUCCAUUACACUCCUCACAGAUAACCUGAAAAAUGUGGUGAGCUUCAAGGCUGAUGGCACAGUUCUACUGAAUGAACUAAAAGUAACACUGCCGCAUGUCACAGCUAGCUUCUCCAUCAUGCAGCCCUCUAGUCCUUACAUUGUUGUUCAAGCUACCUUUGGCCUUCAGAUGCAGAUUCAGCUGCAGCCAAUGAUGCAACUAUACAUCACUAGGGAGAAAUCUGCCAGGGGACGACUUCAAGGUCUUUGUGGAAACUUUAAUUAUAAGGAGGCAGAUGAUUUUAAAACAUCGGGUGGUCUAGUUGAAGCAACAGCAUCAGCCUUUGCCAACACUUGGAAGGCCCAACCCAACUGCCAUGAUGUGUCAGACCUGCUGGAUGAUCCCUGCAGCCUCAGCAUUGAGAACAAAAACUAUGCAGACUAUUGGUGCUCUUUGCUGGAAAAAGAUGAGACUCCUUUUGCUAAAUGCCAUUCAGCUGUAGACCCGACUUGGUAUGCAAAGAGGUGUCGUUAUGACUCUUGUAACUGUAAAGACAGCGAGAAGUGUAUGUGCGCUGCACUCUCCUCCUAUGUCAGGGCCUGCGCUGCCAAAGGGAUCAUCUUGUGGGGAUGGAGGAAUGGCAUUUGUGACAAGGACAUCUCCUCUUGUCCAUCUUCUCAAAUCUAUCUAUAUAACCUGACCACAUGCCAGCCAACCUGUCGUUCCCUGGCAGAGGGUGAGAAAGCUUGUGCCAGUGGGUUCACUCCAGUUGAUGGCUGUGGCUGUUCAGAUGGAGAGUUUCUAAAUGAGAAGGACCAGUGUGUAUCUAUAUCUCAGUGCUCAUGCUACUACCAUGGCUCAUACUUGAACCCAUUGGAUGUAAUCUACAAACAAGAUGAGCGUUGUACUUGCCAUAAUGGAAAACUAAUUUGCAUUACACAUGCCCCCGAAGCUUGCCCUAAAGGAAAAGUCUAUUAUGACUGUAAUGAACAUAAAAGUGUUUCCGGAACCCCCAUCCAUAGGAGCUGCAAGACUCUUGGUGUCCAAUAUUUUCAGACAGAGUGUAUCUCAGGAUGUGUUUGCCCCAAUGGACUUCUAGAUGAUGGGGCUGGUGGUUGUGUUCCUGAGGAAAGGUGCUCAUGUAUUCACAAUGAGGAUGUUUACCCACAUGGGACUCGAGUCAAGGUGAACUGUAACACAUGUGUUUGUCUGCGUGGACGAUGGACCUGUACCGAUGCAGUGUGUUAUGCUACAUGUUCAAUCUAUGGAAGUGGUCAUUACAUCACAUUUGAUGAGAAAUUUUAUGACUUUGAUGGGAAUUGUGAAUUUGUAGCUGCACAGGAUUACUGUGGUCCUAACCAAUCUGUUGGCAGCUUCAGCAUUAUUACAGAGAACAUCCCAUGUGGCACUACAGGAGUUACAUGUUCCAAAUCUAUCAAGAUGUUUCUUGGGGAUAAAGUACUAAAAUUGGCAGACAAACACUUAGUGGAAACUGAAGGCCAUGGUGUACAAAGUGUGAGUUACCUGACCCGUGAAGUUGGUAUUUACCUGGUCAUUGAGGCAAGCAAUGGUAUUCUUUUGAUCUGGGACAGAAAGACCACCAUAUUCAUCAAGGUGUCACCUGCAUACAAGGGCAAAUUGUGUGGUUUGUGCGGAAAUUUUGAUGAUAAUUCACAAAAUGAUUUUACAACCAGCCACAUGUUACAAGUUAAUGAUGUGCUAGAGUUUGGAAAUAGCUGGAAAUUGGACCCUACUUGUCCUGAUGCCACAGAGGUGAUCAACCCUUGCAGUCAGAAACCACAUCGCCAUGCCUGGGCUGAGAAGCAGUGUGGAAUAAUCAAAAGUGAUGUCUUUAAAGUCUGUCACAGCAAGGUGGAUCCAAUACCAUUCUAUGAGGCUUGCGUGAGAGAUGCAUGCUCCUGUGAUAGUGGUGGAGACUGUGAGUGCUUCUGCACUGCAGUAGCUGCCUAUGCUCAGGAGUGCACCAAAUCCGAUGCCUGUGUCUACUGGAGAACACCAGAUAUAUGCCCCAUAUUUUGUGACUACUAUAAUCCUAAAGAUAAAUGUGAGUGGCAUUAUCACCCAUGUGGCAAUGACAACAUAACGACAUGUCGCUCCAUCAACAAUGUCUAUACUAACGUCACCAUCACUUUUCUGGAAGGCUGCUACCCAACUUGCCCUAAAGACAAACCUAUUUUUGAUGAGUCAAAGAGGAUUUGCGUGCCCCCAGAGCUAUGUGGUUGUUACAUUAAUAACACCCACUAUGAAAAUGGGGAGGAAGUGCCCAGCACUGAGAGCUGUCACACUUGUAUGCAUUUUAACAAUAAUCAAUAUCUUUGUCAACAUGAAGAAGGUGAAAUCAUAUCCACAGUAGAUCCGUCAUCCGGAGUUUGUAUUGUAAUAAAAUGUGUGAAUGGCACAGAGCAUCAAGAGUUGGAAGUCUGUAGCACUUCAGCACCCUCCACUACAUCCAUUACUAUCACAAGCACAACAGUCACCACCACAUCUCCAAUGACAACAACAAGCAGUCCACCUUCAACAAUCACCACCACAUCUCCAAUGACAACAACAAGCAGUCCACCUUCAACAAGUUGUAUCUAUGAAAAAGUAUGCUGGUGGACCCAGUGGUAUGAUGUGAGCAAGCCAGGGGAAGGUUUGGACAGUGGUGAUUAUGAAACUUAUGAUGAGAUAAGAAAACAUCAUACAUUCUGCAGUGUGCCUGAGCAAAUUCAGUGCAGAGCAGUUAAUGCCCCAGAUGUCAGCUUGGAGGAUUUGAAACAGACUAUUCACUGCAAUGUGUCAUAUGGGCUCAUCUGUCUGAACAGUGACCAGAAGCCAAAUGAAAACCUCUGGCAGAGGUGCUUUAACUAUGAGGUCCGAAUGGACUGCUGUGACAUUGUAUGUGUCCAUUCCACAACUAUAACUACUACUGCAACCAGUACCACAAUGCCGACUACUACAACUCCUACUACAACUCCAACCACUGCCACUCCAACAACCACAACUCCAACAACCACCCCUCCUACUACAACAACACCCACUACCACUACUCCUACAACCACAACGCCUACUACCACCUCUCCUACCACCACAACUAUUACCUCUACUCCUACAACUAUAAUUCCUACUACAACGUCUGAAACAACAACUAUAUCUUCAGGAACUACCUGUAUUGAUACCUGCUCAUGGUCACAGUGGUUUGAUGUGUCAUACCCUAAAUAUGAACCAAAUGGAGGGGAUUAUGAGAUUUAUGAGAACAUCAGAAAAGAAAAUUUUGAAGUGUGUGAUAAGCCAGAGAACAUUUCCUGCAGAGCACAGAAAUUCCCAGAUAUACCACUGGAAGAGGUGGGCCAGAUAGUGACCUGUGAUGUCUCCACUGGCUUAGUGUGUCACAACAAAGACCAGACUGGAUUCAUGCCAGUGUGCUAUAAUUAUGAGAUCAGUGUCUACUGCUGCAAUUAUUGUAUAACAACACCUGAGACUACACUAUCAACCACCACUGUAACUACACCAACCACUACAAAGACCACAACAACAACAUCAGUGACUACAUCACCAAUACCAACCGAGACAACAACCACUACAACUGAGACUACAACUGUCACAGAGCCAACUACUACAGAGAGUACAACUACUACUACUACUACACCUGUGACCACACCAACACCAUCAUCAUCUACCUGUAUUGAUGUCUGCUCAUGGUCACAGUGGUUUGAUGUGUCAUACCCUAAAUAUGAACCAAAUGGAGGGGAUUAUGAGACUUAUGAGAACAUCAGAAAGGAACAUUUUGAAGUGUGCGAUAAGCCAGAGAACAUUUCCUGCAGAGCACAGAAAUUCCCAGAUAUACCACUGGAAGAGGUGGGCCAGAUAGUGACCUGUGAUGUCUCCACUGGCUUAGUGUGUCACAACAAAGACCAGACUGGAUUCAUGCCAGUGUGCUAUAAUUAUGAGAUCAGUGUCUACUGCUGCAAUUAUUGUAUAACACCACCUGAGACUACACCAUCAACCACCACUGUAACUACACCAACCACUACAAAGACCACAACAACAACAUCAGUGACUACAUCACCAAUACCAACUGAGUCAACAACACCAGAGACAACAACAACCACAACUGAGACUACAACACCUACAACAGUUACAGAACCUACAACUACUACAGAGAGUAGUACUAGUACAUCUUUUACCACAUCUCCACCUUCAUCUGAGACAACCACCACAACUGAGACUACACUACCUACAACUGUUACAGAACCUACUAGUACUACUACACAGAGUACAGCUACUACUACAGAGAGUACUACUACUACUACAUCUGUUACCACAUCUCCACCUUCAUCUGAGACAACCACCGCAACUGAGACUACACCACCAACAACUGUUACACUGCCUAUUACUACACAGAGUACAACUACUACUACUACUACAGAGAGUACUACUACACCUGUUACCACAUCUCCACCUUCAUCUGAGACAACCACCACACCUGAGACUACAACACCUACAACUGUUAGAGAGCCUACUACUACAGAGAGUACAACUACUACUACAACUACUACUACAGAAAGUACAACUACUACAUCUGUUACCACAUCUCCACCUUUCUCUGAGACAACCACCACAAUUGAGACUUCAACACCUACAACUGUUACAGAGCCUACUACUACAUAUGUUACAACAUCUCCACCUUCAUCUGAGACAACCACCACUACAACUGAGGCUACAACUGUUACAGAGCCAACUACUUCAGAGAGUACACCUACUACUACAGGGAGUACUACAACUACUGUACCAGUUACCACAACUUCACCUUCAUCAUCUACCUGUAUUGAUGUCUGCUCAUGGUCACAGUGGUUUGAUGUGUCAUACCCUAAAUAUGAACCAAAUGGGGGAGAUUAUGAGACUUAUGAGAACAUCAGAAAGGAAAAUUUUGAAGUGUGCGAUAAGCCAGAGAACAUUUCCUGCAGAGCACAGAAAUUCCCAGAUAUACCACUGGAAGAGGUGGGCCAGAUAGUGACCUGUGAUGUCUCCACUGGCUUGGUGUGUCACAACAAAGACCAGACUGGAUUCAUGCCAGUGUGCUAUAAUUAUGAGAUCAGUGUCUACUGCUGCAAUUAUUGUAUAACAACACCUGAGACUACACUAUCAACCACCACUGUAACUACACCAACCACUACAAAGACCACAACAACAACAUCAGUGACUACAUCACCAAUACCAACUGAGACAACCACCACUACAACUGAGACAACACCAGAGACAACAACCACCACAACUGAGGCAACACCAGAGACAACAACCACCACAACUGAGACUACAACUGUUACAGAGCCAACUACUACAGAGAGUACACCUACUACAGAGAGUACACCUACUACUACAACUACUACUACAGGGACUACUACUACUACAUUUGUUACCACAACUCCACCUUCAUCAUCUACCUGUAUUGAUUCCUGCUCAUGGUCACAGUGGUUUGAUGUGUCAUACCCUAAAUAUGAACCAAAUGGAGGGGAUUAUGAAACUUAUGAGAACAUCAGAAAAGAAAACUUUGAAGUGUGUGAUAAACCAGAGAACAUUUCCUGCAGAGCACAGAAAUUGCCAGAUAUACCACUGGAAGAGGUGGGCCAGAUAGUGACCUGUGAUGUCUCCACUGGCUUAGUGUGUCACAACAAAGACCAGACUGGAUUCAUGCCAGUGUGCUACAAUUAUGAGAUCAGUGUCUACUGCUGCAAUUAUUGUGUAUCAACACCUGAGCCUACAACAUCAACCACCACUUUAACUAAGACGACUACAUCAACCACUACAAAGACCACAACAACACCAGUGACUACAUCACCAAUACCAACAGAGACAACAACCACCACAACUGAGACAACACCAGAGACAACACCCACCACAACUGAGAGAACACCGGAGACAACAACCACCACAACUGAGACAACACCAGAGACAACAACCACCACAACUGAGAGUACAACACCAGAGACAACAACCACCACAACUGAGAGUGCAACACCUACAAUUGUUAUAGAUACUACAACUACUACAGAGAGUACAACUACUACUUCUACAUCUGUUACCACACCUCCACCUUCAUUAUCAUCAGGUACAACAACAUCUAUCCCUACAACACUCACCACCACGGGGACUAAGACAACUCCGUAUCUAAUUAAGACAACCACUACAACUAAGACUCCAACUGUUACAGAGAGUACACCUACUACUACAAGGACUACUACUACUACAUCUGUUACCACAUCUCCACCUUCAUCAACAACUACAAGCAAGGUAACUACUGUUACUACCACCCCUACUAUUCUAACCACCACAGCCUGCACCACAGAGGAAACUGAGGAAACAACCCCUGUCACCUCAGAAACUACUACAACUUCAGUAACUACUACUUCUACUAUACCUCCUUCAACAGGUGAAAUUGACAGUGGGGUAGCCAGUGAAACAUGGUGCUACAAAGUAAUCUGCAGCUCAGAAUGUAAAAUAGAUGUCGAGAGCUGGAGUUGCCCUACAUUAACCACCACAACCCCACCAACCUCUACUGCAGAAACUACUACAACAAUUAUCACAACUACAUCACAAUCGACAACAACCCCAGGAACCACUACAACAACACCCACUACAACUACACCUGAACCCCCAACACCAACAGGAACCAGUCCUACAACAGAAUACACAACAACCCCAGGAACCACUACCACCACAACCACAACACCCACUACAACUACACCUGAACCUCCAACACCAACAGGAACCAGUCCUACAAUAGAAUCCACCACCACAACUACAACACCCACCACAACUACACCUGAAUCUACAACAGAAUCCACAACAACCCCAGAAACCACUACCACCCCAACAACAACACCCAAUACAACUACACCUGAAUCUACAAAAGAAUCCACAACAACCACAGGACCCACUACCACCCCAACAACAACAACACCCACUACAACUACACCUGAACCUCCAACACCAACAGGAACCAGUCCUACAACAGAAUCCACCACCACAACUACACCUGAAUCUACAACAGAAUCCACAACAACCCCAGAAACCACUACCACCACAACAAUAACACCCACCACAACUACACCUGAAUCUACAACAGAAUCCACAACAACCACAGGAACUACUACCACCCCAACAACAACACCCACUACAACCACACCUGAACCUCCAACACCAACAGGAACCAGUCCUACAACAGAAUCCACCACCCCAACUACAACACUCACCACAACUACACCUGAAUCUACAACAGAAUCCACAGCAACCCCAGAAACCACUACCACCACAACAACAACACCCACUACAACUACACCUGAACCUCCAACACCAACAGGAACCAGUCCUACAACAGAAUUUACCACCACAACACCCACCACAACUACACCUGAAUCUACAACAGAAUCCACAACAACUCCAGAAACCACUACCACCCCAACUACAACACCCACCACAACUACCCCUGAAUCUAAAACAGAAUCCACAACAACCCCGGAAACCACUACCACCACAACAACAACAUCCACUACAACUACACCUGAACCUCCAACACCAACAGGAACCAGUCCUACAACAGAAUCCACCACCACAACUACACCUGAACCUACAACAGAAUCCACAACAACCACAGGAAUCACUACCACCCCAACAACAACACCCACUACAAUUACACCUGAACCUCCAACACCAACAGGAACCAGUCCUACAACAGAAUCCACCACCACAACUACACCUGAAUCUACAACAGAAUCCACAACAACCCCAGAAACCACUACCACCACAAUAAUAACAACAACGCCCACUACAACUACACCCGAACCUCCAACACCAACGGGAACCAGUCCUACAACAGAAUCCACCACCACAACUACACCUGAAUCUACAACAGAAUCCACAACAACCCCAGAAACCACUACCACCACAACAACAACACCCACCACAACUACACCUGAACCUACAACACCACCAGGGACCAGUCCUACAACAGAAUCCACAAUAACCCCAGAAACCACUUCCCCCACCACCACCACAACAACAAAAACAACACAUACUACACCAUCUACAGUCCCUAAAACUCCGCCACCACCUGGCUGCCCAUUUGAACCUUUUCGCGAGCAUAAUGAAACCUGGAUGCUGUGUAACUGCACCAUGGCUAGAUGUCUUGAAAACAACACAGUAGAGAUAGUUGAACUCAAGUGUAUCCCUCCACCUCCAAUAAAAUGUGCCAGCGGUUUCGCACCAGUACAAGUACUAGAUGAUGACCUAUGUUGCUGGCAUUGGGAGUGUGACUGUGUUUGCACUGGUUGGGGUGACCCCCACUAUGUCACAUUUGAUGGCACCUACUAUAGCUAUCAAGGCAGCUGCACUUAUACUCUGGUGGAAGAGAUUACAAAAAAGAUUGAUAAUUUUGGAAUAUAUAUUGAUAACUAUGACUGUGGAGCUCAGGACCGAGUAUCUUGUCCACGUGACAUCAUUGUCCGCCAUGAAACUCAGACAAUACGCAUUGCAGCAAAGACCAUGGUGCCUAUCAACUUACAGGUUGUUGUAAACGAAGAAGUUGUAGGAACCCCUUAUAAGAAGUAUGGGGUCAAUGUGUAUAGAUCUGGUAUCAAUUAUGUGGUAGAAAUCCCAGAAGUAGGCGUUAAUAUCACAUACAACGGCAUGUCCUUCUCCAUCAAACUCCCAUAUCGUCUUUUCCGACACAAUACCCAAGGACAGUGUGGUACUUGUACAAACAAUCGAACUGAUGACUGCCUGACAAGUAGCGGUGAAAUUGCAUCAAACUGUGAAAUUAUGGCGGAUACCUGGGUUGUAGCUGAUCCAAGAAAACCUACAUGUGGCAGGAUUAAGCCCACAGUUCCCCCCAAAGUCACUGGGCCUCCUUGCAAACCUUCUCCACUCUGCGAGCUCAUAUUGGGAGAGACAUUCCAGGAAUGCCACAAGACUCUGCCACCAGCAAAUUUCUACCAAGCUUGUGUUUAUGACAGUUGCCAUGUACAGAGCUCCAACAUAGAAUGCAGUAGUCUGCAGCAAUACGCUCAACUCUGUUCUGAACACGGAGUUUGUGUUCAAUGGAGAGAUAAAGUUUCAGAAUGUUCUCUUACUUGCCCUUCACACAAAGUCUACAAUGCAUGCGGCCCAGCCAUACCAAGGACAUGCCAAACUACUCCGGAAGAGAUUGAGCAAAUGAAGAAUGAUAAACGUAUGGUUGAAGGAUGCUUCUGUCCUCUGGGUACCAAGCCCUUCAAUCUUGCUGUGGAUGUUUGUGUAUCUACUUGUGGAUGUGUUGGGCCAGACAAUGUGCCACGAAAGUAUGGAGAGGAGUUCCUGUUUAACUGCCAGGAUUGCGUCUGCAGGGAAGGUGGCAGUGGCAUCACUUGCCAGCAACAUAAGUGUUCCAAGUUGAGGACUGUCAAGUGUGAGCUGGAAGGUUAUUAUCCUGUGACCCAGAACAAUCCCAAUGACAUCUGCUGUGAAGAGACAGUGUGCAAGUGUGACAGCAAUAAAUGCUCAAAUACAUCUCCUAACUGUGGACUUGGCUAUGAAGCUAUCGGUGGUAUUCCAGAAGGACACUGUUGCCCUGUGUAUAAGUGCUUCCGAAAGAAAGUCUGUGUACACGGAAAUGCAGAAUACAUGCCUGGAGCUUCAGUGCUCGCUGAUAAGUGCCAGACUUGCACAUGCACAGAAAAUUCCAAUGCAACUUCAGGAGUUGAGAUCAUAUGCAAGCAUGUGUUUUGCGGCAAAACAUGCCCACUGGGCUUUGAGUUGAAGGCGAGCAAAUAUGAUUGUUGCGGUGAAUGUCAACAAACUAGUUGUGUGGUCAAUGACAAUGAUAACUUCCACCUGUUGCAGAAUGGAGAAACACUGCGUUCAAAUGAUGACAACUGUACAAACUACAGGUGCAAUGUGAUCAGGAACAAUUUCAUCACAUCCACCUCAAUAACUACCUGUGGAAACUUCAAUGAAGAUGAAUGUAUACCUGACACCAUUCAAGUCUUACCUGAUGGCUGCUGUAAGAUAUGUAUUAAAAAGAGCAAAUCUUGCGAGUUGCAACAAUACUAUGACCAUCUAACUUACAAUAAUUGCCAAUCAGUAGAAAGAGUGAGGAUGUCACGUUGUGAAGGGUCCUGCAACACCUUUUCAAUAUACUCAGCAGCUGCCAGGACAAUGUCACAUAAGUGCACCUGUUGCCAGGAUGUGCGGACCACCAAGAGACGUGUGAUGCUGAACUGUAGUGAUGGAAGUAAAGUGGAACAUGAGUAUGUUGAUGUGGAAGAGUGUAGCUGUGUCAAUACCGACUGUGAAUCUUCCCACUCAUCGGAGGAACAUUCGCUUGCCAGAGCUCGCCGGUCCGUACGGAGAAGGAGGCAACAACUUACUUAA
Messenger RNA from Nanorana parkeri, 11721 nucleotides. RefSeq names its product mucin-2-like. The coding region runs from base 1 to 11721 and encodes 3906 amino acids. Gene Ontology annotation, molecular function: protein binding. The record is from RefSeq and is a predicted model, not a curated record. Gene Ontology annotation, cellular component: extracellular matrix. The transcript is spliced from 66 exons. Lineage: Eukaryota; Metazoa; Chordata; Amphibia; Anura; Dicroglossidae.